AUGGGUGCUGAUGAUAAUACAGGCAUUUGUGGUUUCCUGUGGCCAACAUGCUCUCGUCUAUUACGAUGCAAUUCCUCAGACAAUUCCUGUCUUCAAUCGAAUACUAUUUGUGUCCAACAUCCGCAAUGUGAAGAUUUUCCACUUUGCUAUCCGGUUACAAUGAUUGAUCAAAACAUGUGUCCACCAACGAAAAAUAAGAUCAAUCUUAAAUGGAAACAAAAUGCCACUACUGUGGCUGGUGGAAAUGGAUACGGAGAAUCAUUAAAUCAGCUCAAUCUCCCUUUUGGGGUCUUUCUUGAUAAAAACAAAAAUAUUUUCAUUGCUGAGUAUUGGAAUGAUCGUGUUGUUGAAUGGAAACAUAAUGCAAAAGAAGGACAAAUCAUUGCAGGUGGGAAUGGACAAGGAAGUCGAAUAGAUCAAUUGAAUUAUCCAAGAAAUGUGAUUGUUGAUGUACAAAGUCAUUCGAUCAUCAUUGCUGAUGAAGGAAACAGACGAGUCAUUCAAUGGCUGAAUCAAGAUCAACAAGUUCUCAUUGACAAUAUUGACUGUUACGGCUUGGCAAUGGAUAAAUAUGGAUUUCUUUAUGUUUCUGAUCGUGAGAAGAAUGAAGUGAGACGAUGGAAAAUGGGAGAAUACAACAACGAAGGAAUUGUAGUGGCAGGUGGAAAUGGACAAGGAGAUAAACUCAAUCAACUCGAUUGGCCUACUUUUAUGUUUGUUGAUGAAGAUCAAUCUAUUUAUGUAUCAGAGAGACACAAUAAUCGUGUGACGAAAUGGAGAAAAGAUGCAAAAGAAGGAAGAGUUGUGGCUGGAGGAAAUGGUUAUGGAGAAAAUUUCGAUCAAUUGUCUCAUCCUUAUGGAGUCAUUGUUGAUGAUUUGGGUCAAAUCUAUGUGGCAGAUAGUGAAAAUGAUCGAGUAAUGCGUUGGUGUGAAGGAAAAGAAGAAGGUGAAAUUGUUGUUGGAGGAAAUGAGACAGGAGGAGACAAGAAAAGAGAAUAUUUUUAUGUUAAUGAACAACAAUGGAUUGAAAUUAAACAAAAUUAUUCACAUUUAUUUGAUAAAAUUAUUUAUUUAAAUGAUUCAUUUGAUUCAAUUUUUUUACAAUUAAAAUCUUUAGUUAAAGAUGUACAAAUUAAACCUAUGUAG
Adineta steineri is the source of this 1146-nucleotide messenger RNA. NCBI's taxonomy places the organism in Eukaryota, Metazoa, Rotifera, Eurotatoria, Adinetida, Adinetidae. The record is from the annotation of a GenBank genome assembly.